This is a messenger RNA of Chinchilla lanigera (long-tailed chinchilla), 622 nucleotides long. RefSeq names its product immunoglobulin iota chain. The transcript has 2 exons. Lineage: Eukaryota; Metazoa; Chordata; Mammalia; Rodentia; Chinchillidae. Bases 4 to 447 code for a protein of 147 amino acids. The record is from RefSeq and is a predicted model, not a curated record. Gene Ontology annotation, biological process: immunoglobulin production; immune response.
AUCAUGUCCUGUACUCCCAUCCUACUCAUGCUACUGGCCUACUGCACAGGUUAUGGCACCCAGCCUGUGCUGCAUCAGCCGCCGUCUGUGUCCUCAUCCCUUGGAACUACAGUCCGCCUAACCUGCACCCUGAGCAGUGACUAUAAUAUUGGCUUUUACAGCAUCUUCUGGUACCAGCAGAGGCCAGGCCAGCCUCCGAGGUUCCUGCUAAGAUACUUCUCAUACUCAGACAAGCACCAGGGCCCUAAGGUCCCCCCUCGCUUCUCUGGAUCCAAAGACAUGGACAGGAACCAGGGAUAUUUGAGCAUCUCUGAGCUGCAGCCUGAGGAUGAAGCUAUGUAUUACUGUGCUUUGGGGACAGGGCGUCCAGAGAGGGAGAAGGAAAUGGAAAAGGAGAGGGGGGAAGAAAAGGUCCCAGGUACCCAGGGCACAUAUACCUUGACCUGAAGAUGGGCUUGAUGGGAGAAACUGGUGUGGGGAGGAGGAGCACGGAACCACAGGGCUAUGCAGAGCAAGAGGAAACCACUCACCUUGUCCUUGUCCGGCAGUUGCUGUAACCCCACUGGUAGUGCAUUACAGAAUUAAAGCUGUUUAUCCUGGAAAGUUGUUUUUCUGAGUUUGA